UUGACUUCUCCCUCAUGGGGAUGGAAAGAGUGCCUUGUUUUUAAUGAUUAUUAUCAGUGGCAUACCCCGUAUUCAGAUCUCGCCUGUUUUGUGGUGAAUAUUGAUAGGCUGUUUUUGUGUAACAUUGUGUCAGGUGCUUGAUGCACCUCCUCCAUCAGGGUUCACCGGUUUAAAUACACAUCUGCUUCAAAGUGGACAAGGCUACACAUACAUUCUUUACAGAAGACUUCAGCGCUACUGGUCACUUUGUGCACUCACCAUACUCAGACACAGCUGUCUCACACACAUUGGUGAAUAUGUAUCACUCACAAAUUGAACUGACACAAAAUCCUCUGGAGAAGAUCUGGGUGCCAUGGAUGAGCAGCAGGUUGAGACAGAGAAGAGGCUCAUCAGUACCACAGUUCACCAACUCUCCCACCAUGAUUGUGAUGAUUGGUCUGCCUGCCCGUGGAAAGACCUACAUCUCAAAGAAACUCACACGCUACCUCAACUGGAUUGGAGUUCCCACCAGGGUAUUUAACGUUGGACAGUACCGCAGGGAUGCUGUACGCACCUAUAAGAGUUUUGAAUUCUUCCGCCCAGACAACGAAGAGGCCAUGAAAAUUCGCAAAGCUUGUGCUCUGGCGGCAUUGAAGGACGUCUUUUGUUACUUCACUCAGGAUCAUGGACAAGUGGCAGUGUUCGAUGCGACCAACACAACACGAGAACGCAGAGAGGUGAUUCUCACCUUUGCUAAAGAGAACGGCUAUAAAGUGUUUUUUGUUGAGUCACUUUGUGAUGACCCAGAAAUCAUUGCAGAAAACAUCAAGCAAGUGAAGCUGAGCAGUCCUGAUUAUGUUAACUGUGAUAAAGAGGAGGCUGUGACUGACUUCCUUAAGAGAAUAGACUGCUACAAACUCACAUACGUUCCUUUAGAUGAUGACAAAGACAGGAGCCUGUCAUACAUUAAGAUAUUUAACGUGGGCAGCAGGUACCUGGUUAAUCAGGUUCAGGAUCAUAUUCAGAGCAGGAUCGUCUACUAUCUGAUGAACAUCCAUGUCACACCUCGCACUAUUUACCUCUGUCGUCAUGGAGAGAGUGAACUCAACCUUUUGGGGCGUAUCGGAGGUGAUUCCGGCCUCUCGCCACGAGGAACGAAGUUUGCUGCAGCUCUAGGCACAUACAUCAGGGGUCAGUGCAUCCCGGAUCUGAAGAUCUGGACCAGUCACAUGAGGAGAACGAUCCAGACUGCAGAGGCAAUCGGAGUGCCUUAUGAACAGUGGAAAGCACUGAACGAGAUUGAUGCUGGUGUGUGUGAGGAGAUGACUUAUGAAGAGAUUCAAAAUCACUUUACUGAAGAGUUUGCUCUCAGAGACCAAGACAAAUACCGGUACCGCUAUCCAAAGGGUGAAUCCUAUGAGGAUCUGGUUCAGCGUUUAGAACCUGUAAUCAUGGAGCUUGAGCGCCAGGAGAAUGUUCUGGUCAUAUGUCAUCAGGCUGUCAUGCGCUGUCUGCUGGCGUACUUCCUAGACAAAACCUCAGAUGAGCUGCCUUAUCUGAAGUGUCCUCUGCAUACGGUGAUGAAACUUACUCCUGUUGCCUAUGGCUGUGAAGUUGAGUCCAUUUUCCUGAAUAUUGAAGCUGUAAACACACACAGAGACAGACCUGUGAAUGUGGAUGUGGACAGAGAUCCAGAGGACGCUUUACUGACCGUACCAGAACACAACUAGACAAGACCACAAGAAAUACACCAGCAGUUCUCUAAAUGAUUUCAUAUAUUUUCCUUAUUUGUAGAGCCUUCAGACUUUGGAUAUAAUUUUGUAAUAUUUGCAAUAAUUUCGGGGUGAGUGGUGUUAUUCACUGUUCACAGUGUCACUCAGAUCUUGUGUCAGAUAUUGUAUAAAAUUACAUGUUAAGUGAACUAGAAAUGCCAACUACUUCAGAUUCAGUUAUUUAGAUUUAUACAUUGAUGUCAUGAAAUUGUAUAAGUUAAAGAAGGUGUAUGUGUAAAGCAAACGAUUAAAAGGUCUAAUUGUGCAUUUG
This is a messenger RNA of Onychostoma macrolepis, 2022 nucleotides long. Its product is annotated as 6-phosphofructo-2-kinase/fructose-2,6-bisphosphatase. Gene Ontology annotation, cellular component: cytosol; 6-phosphofructo-2-kinase/fructose-2,6-biphosphatase complex. The transcript has 14 exons. Bases 297 to 1709 code for a protein of 470 amino acids. The record is from RefSeq and is a predicted model, not a curated record. Gene Ontology annotation, biological process: fructose metabolic process; fructose 2,6-bisphosphate metabolic process. Gene Ontology annotation, molecular function: fructose-2,6-bisphosphate 2-phosphatase activity; 6-phosphofructo-2-kinase activity; ATP binding. Lineage: Eukaryota; Metazoa; Chordata; Actinopteri; Cypriniformes; Cyprinidae.